Messenger RNA from Heterocephalus glaber (naked mole-rat), 9499 nucleotides. The record is from RefSeq and is a predicted model, not a curated record. Lineage: Eukaryota; Metazoa; Chordata; Mammalia; Rodentia; Bathyergidae.
GCGGGAGUGAGGGAACGAGGGAGGGAGCGAAGGAGGUAGAGAGGAGUGGAGGAGCGCGGGGUGGGAGCGAGCUUGGUUGCUCCGUAGUACGGCGGCUCGCGAGGGAGAAUCCCUAGCGGGCUCGGGAACGGGCAGAGAGGCGGGCGGACGGGCAGGCGGGGAUGGUGUUCGGGGCUGCGGCUCCUGCGUCUCUUCCCGCGGCGUGUGAGCAGCACUGAUUUAUGCUUGGGGCGGCAGCGCGAUCCCGCGCGGAGAUGAGGCAGCAAUUAGGAAGGGAAAAAUAACAGAACCAUGGCUCAGUUUCCAACACCUUUUGGUGGCAGCCUGGAUAUCUGGGCCAUAACGGUAGAGGAAAGAGCGAAGCAUGAUCAGCAGUUCCAUAGUUUAAAGCCAAUAUCUGGAUUUAUUACUGGUGAUCAAGCAAGGAAUUUUUUUUUUCAAUCUGGGUUACCUCAGCCUGUCUUAGCACAGAUAUGGGCACUGGCUGACAUGAAUAACGAUGGAAGAAUGGAUCAAGUGGAGUUUUCCAUAGCAAUGAAGCUUAUCAAACUGAAGCUACAAGGCUAUCAGCUCCCCUCUGCACUUCCUCCCAUCAUGAAACAGCAGCCGGUUGCUAUUUCUAGUGCACCAGCAUUUGUGUCCCUCCAGCAGCAGAAUGGGCUGUGCCUCAGUCCUCAAGACUGAAAUACAGGCAGUUAUUCAAUAGUCAUGACAAAACUAUGAGUGGACACUUAACAGGUCCCCAAGCAAGAACUAUUCUUAUGCAAUCAAGUUUACCACAGGCUCAACUGGCUUCAAUAUGGAAUCUUUCUGACAUUGAUCAAGAUGGAAAACUCACAGCAGAAGAAUUUAUCCUGGCUAUGCACCUAAUUGAUGUUGCUAUGUCUGGCCAGCCACUGCCACCUGUCCUGCCUCCAGAAUACAUUCCACCUUCCUUUAGAAGAGUCCGGUCUGGCAGUGGGAUAUCUGUCAUCAGCUCAGCAUCUGUAGAUCAGAGGUUACCAGAGGAGCCAGCUUUAGAGGAUGAACAGCAACAAUUAGAAAAGAAAUUACCUGUGACAUUUGAAGACAAGAAGAGGGAGAAUUUCGAACGUGGCAAUCUGGAGCUGGAGAAACGGAGACAAGCGCUCUUGGAGCAGCAGCGCAAAGAACAAGAGCGUUUGGCUCAGCUGGAGCGGGCUGAGCAGGAAAGGAAGGAGCGGGAGCGCCAGGAACAAGAGCGCAAACGACAGCUGGAGCUGGAGAAGCAGCUGGAAAAGCAACGGGAGCUCGAACGGCAGAGAGAGGAAGAAAGGAGGAAAGAAAUAGAGAGGCGAGAGGCUGCAAAACGAGAGCUUGAAAGGCAACGACAGCUUGAAUGGGAACGGAAUCGAAGGCAAGAACUUCUAAAUCAAAGAAACAAAGAACAGGAGGAUAUAGUUGUCCUGAAAGCAAAGAAAAAAACUUUGGAAUUUGAAUUAGAAGCUCUAAAUGAUAAAAAACAUCAACUAGAAGGAAAACUGCAAGAUAUCAGAUGUCGAUUGGCCACUCAAAGGCAAGAAAUUGAGAGUACAAACAAAUCUAGAGAGUUGAGAAUUGCUGAAAUCACUCACUUACAGCAACAAUUACAGGAAUCUCAGCAAAUGCUUGGAAGACUUAUUCCAGAAAAGCAGGUACUCAAUGACCAGUUAAAACAAGUUCAGCAGAACAGCUUGCACAGAGAUUCGCUUCUUACACUCAAAAGAGCCUUAGAAGCAAAAGAACUAGCUCGGCAGCGGCUACGAGACCAACUGGAUGAGGUGGAGAAGGAAACUAGGUCAAAACUGCAGGAGAUUGAUAUUUUCAAUAACCAGCUGAAGGAACUAAGAGAAAUUCAUAAUAAGCAGCAACUCCAGAAGCAAAAGUCCAUAGAAGCUGAACGAUUGAAGCAGAAAGAACAGGAGCGAAAAAUCAUAGAAUUAGAAAAGCAAAAAGAGGAAGCCCAAAGACGAGCUCAGGAAAGGGACAAACAGUGGUUGGAGCAUGUGCAGCAGGAGGAUGAGCAUCAGCGGCCAAGAAAACUUCAUGAGGAGGACAAGCUAAAAAGGGAAGAGAGUGUCAAAAAGAAGGAUGGUGAGGACAAAGGCAAACCAGAACCUCAAGAGAAGCUGAGUUGGCUUUUCCAUCCACACCAAGAAUCUGUUAAACCAGCUGUGCAGGCUCCUUGGUCCACCACAGAAAAAGGCCCUCUUACAAUUUCUGCACAGGAGAAUGUAAAAGUGGUGUAUUACCGAGCUCUGUACCCCUUUGAAUCCAGAAGCCACGAUGAAAUCACCAUCCAGCCUGGAGAUAUAGUCAUGGUUAAAGGGGAAUGGGUGGAUGAAAGUCAAACUGGAGAACCAGGGUGGCUUGGAGGAGAAUUAAAAGGAAAGACAGGAUGGUUUCCUGCAAACUAUGCAGAGAAGAUUCCAGAAAAUGAGAUUCCUCCUCCAGCCAAACCAGUGACUGAUUCUGCAUCCACCCCUGCCCCCAAACUGGCUUUGCGUGAGACCCCUGCUCCCUUGGCAGUGACCGCUUCUGAGCCCUCCACAACCUCUAACAACUGGGCCGACUUCAGUUCCACGUGGCCCAGCAACACGAAUGAAAAACCUGAAACAGACAACUGGGAUGCAUGGGCAGCCCAGCCUUCUCUUACCGUCCCCAGUGCUGGCCAGCUAAGGCAGAGAUCAGCCUUUACUCCAGCCACAGCCACUGGCUCCUCCCCGUCUCCUGUGCUGGGCCAGGGUGAAAAGGUGGAGGGGCUACAAGCGCAAGCCCUGUAUCCUUGGAGAGCCAAAAAAGACAACCAUUUAAACUUUAAUAAAAACGAUGUCAUCACCGUCCUGGAACAGCAAGAUAUGUGGUGGUUUGGAGAAGUUCAAGGUCAGAAGGGUUGGUUCCCCAAGUCUUACGUGAAACUCAUUUCAGGGCCCAUAAGGAAAUCUACAAGUAUGGAAUCUGGUUCUUCAGAAAGUCCUGCUAGUAUGAAGAGAGUAGCUUCCCCAGCAACCAAGCUGGCUGUGUCGGGUGAAGAAUUUAUUGCCAUGUACACUUACGAGAGUUCUGAGCAAGGAGAUUUAACCUUUCAGCAAGGGGAUGUGAUUUUGGUUACCAAGAAAGAUGGUGACUGGUGGACAGGAACAGUGGGCGACAAGUCCGGAGUCUUCCCUUCUAACUAUGUGAGGCUUAAAGAUUCAGAGGGCUCUGGAACUGCUGGGAAAACAGGGAGUUUAGGAAAAAAACCUGAAAUUGCUCAAGUUAUUGCCUCCUACACUGCUACUGGUCCCGAGCAACUUACUCUGGCCCCUGGUCAGCUGAUUUUGAUCCGAAAAAAGAAUCCAGGUGGAUGGUGGGAAGGAGAGCUGCAAGCACGUGGAAAAAAGCGCCAAAUAGGCUGGUUCCCAGCUAACUAUGUCAAACUUCUAAGCCCUGGGACAAGCAAAAUCACUCCAACAGAACUACCCAAGUCAGCAGCAUUGCCAGCAGUGUGCCAGGUGAUUGGGAUGUACGAUUACACGGCUCAGAACGACGACGAGCUGGCCUUCAACAAGGGCCAGAUCAUCAACGUUCUCAACAAAGAGGACCCUGACUGGUGGAAAGGGGAAGUCAACGGGCAAGUGGGGCUCUUCCCAUCCAACUAUGUGAAGCUGACCACGGACAUGGACCCCAGCCAGCAAUGGUGUUCAGAUUUACAUCUCUUGGAUAUGUUGACCCCGACUGAAAGAAAACGACAAGGAUACAUCCACGAACUCAUUGUCACAGAGGAGAACUACGUGAACGACCUGCAGCUGGUCACAGAGAUCUUUCAGAAACCCCUGAUGGAGUCUGAGCUGCUGACAGAGAAAGAGGUUGCUAUGAUUUUUGUUAACUGGAAGGAGCUGAUAAUGUGUAAUAUCAAACUACUGAAAGCGCUGAGAGUCCGCAAGAAGAUGUCUGGGGAGAAGAUGCCCGUGAAGAUGAUCGGUGACAUUCUGAGCGCCCAGCUGCCACACAUGCAGCCAUACAUCCGCUUCUGCAGCUGCCAGCUCAAUGGGGCUGCCCUAAUCCAGCAGAAGACGGAUGAGGCCCCGGACUUCAAGGAGUUUGUCAAGAGAUUGGCAAUGGACCCUCGAUGUAAAGGGAUGCCACUGUCUAGUUUUAUACUGAAGCCUAUGCAGCGGGUAACAAGAUACCCACUGAUCAUUAAAAAUAUCCUGGAAAACACUCCUGAAAACCACCCUGACCACAGUCACUUGAAGCAUGCACUGGAAAAGGCAGAAGAGCUGUGUUCCCAGGUGAACGAGGGGGUACGCGAGAAGGAGAACUCGGACCGGCUGGAGUGGAUCCAAGCCCACGUGCAGUGUGAAGGCCUGUCUGAGCAACUGGUGUUCAACUCAGUGACCAACUGCUUGGGACCCCGAAAGUUUCUACACAGUGGGAAGCUCUACAAGGCCAAGAGCAACAAGGAGCUGUAUGGUUUUCUUUUCAACGACUUCCUCCUGCUGACUCAAAUCACAAAGCCCUUGGGGUCUUCUGGCACUGACAAAGUCUUCAGCCCCAAAUCCAACCUGCAGUAUAAAAUGUACAAAACGCCUAUUUUCCUAAAUGAAGUUCUGGUAAAAUUACCCACUGACCCCUCCGGAGAUGAACCGAUCUUCCACAUUUCCCACAUCGACAGAGUCUACACCCUCCGAGCAGAAAGUAUCAAUGAACGGACUGCCUGGGUGCAGAAAAUCAAAGCUGCUUCUGAGCUCUACAUAGAGACUGAGAAAAAGAAGCGGGAGAAAGCGUACCUUGUCCGUUCCCAAAGGGCAACAGGUAUUGGAAGGCUGAUGGUGAACGUUGUUGAAGGCAUUGAGUUGAAGCCCUGUCGGUCCCAUGGAAAGAGCAACCCAUACUGCGAGGUGACCAUGGGAUCCCAGUGCCACAUCACCAAGACAAUCCAGGACACUCUCAACCCCAAGUGGAAUUCCAACUGCCAGUUCUUCAUCAGGGACCUGGAGCAGGAGGUUCUCUGUAUCACCGUGUUCGAGAGGGACCAGUUCUCACCAGACGAUUUUUUGGGUCGGACAGAAAUCCGUGUGGCUGACAUCAAGAAAGACCAGGGCCCCAAAGGGCCAGUUACCAAGUGUCUCCUGCUCCAUGAGGUCCCCACGGGAGAGAUUGUUGUCCGCCUGGACCUGCAGUUGUUUGAUGAACCCUAGGAAGUGGCCCGGGAUGCGCUCAGUGGAUUUCCAGCCUGAGGCUCUAUGUGCUUUCUGGAAAUUGGGUUCCUUUUAAAAGAAACUGCCACUUGGUGUUGAGCCUCAGAGCAAUGGGACAGCAAAGACAGGCCCCUCAAAUCUUCUAGGAAUAAUUCUUGACCAUCCUUCCCCCUCAAACAACCUCCCAUUUUAUGAAACAAAACUGUUUUCCUUUGUCCUCCCUGUAGGUCUUGUCAUGGCUUCUAGGGUGUCUGAAAUCCCAUAACUCUCUUCUGGGUUCACUUGGGAGCCUGGCUCAUCAUUGGGCUUGAGGUGUGGGUCUGGUUACUGUGAAAAAGAUUUAUAAAUGCAAUGUCUGUCUGUGGAGAACUCAUGUAACCUUUCUAUUUCUCACCUCUGCCAGUCCCUUAGUAGACUUCUUGACCUAUAGUGCCGUUGGUAUAUUUAGAAAAAAUUGUGUUGGAUUUGUUGUUUUGAAAUCUCAUUCCCUCACAGGGAAACGCUGCCCAGGAUCUGAUGGUGUGGGGUGAUGGUCUCCUAAUCAGGCACCGGUUUAGCUCUUGAAGAACUGGGCCCUGGAAGGUUCCAGCAUGUGAGCUGUUAUAGCCGUUUCAUUCCCCUCUAGGCUUUGUAUUAAUAUAUGUCAAUGAAAACACACAGGGUGCUGUUGGAUGAGUCCUUUCUGAUUCCCAGCGUGCUUUGAAGAUGGUCAUGGAAGCUCAUUAUCUACAAAGUUAUGCUCUGUUGGAUCAGAUCACUGCAGUUCACUGGGAAGGCAGCUUUAUUACGUCAUUGCGUCCUGGUUUCCAGCCAUUGUUGAAAAUGUUCUUUUGGCUUGGAGACCCUGUGAUGUGCAGGUGACUAGCUCUGAGUCCAUUUUGUGUUCAAAUGCACUGGAUCCCAACUGCUCUGGGAAAUUUCAGAAGUUGGGGUUGAGCCACACCUAGGCUGGCUUUGCUAGGUUCCCAAAAAAGUGGUGUCUUGGAUCCCUAAAGUUUGAAAAGGAAAACUGAUAAGCUGGAAGUAGGGUGGAAAUAUGUGAAGGAAAUAUAUUAUGGGGUGGGGAGAGACCCUAGGAGCAUGCAAGCCCUAAAACUGGGGAGAAAGAUUUAAGACUGCUACAAUUCACCAGGUACAGACCAACCUCUCAGUAACAGAAAUACAUGUGCUUAUUGCCAGAAUCAGGAGUGGAUGACCAUGUACCAAGCUGUUUGGCUUGAAUGCUUCAGUUUUUCCCUUAAAUGCCAGGAGACAGACUGGUUAAUCAGAUAAUAACUUGAUCUACUAAUGAAAAGUGUGGGCCGUAUUUUGUUUGCGUGUUAAUGUUCUCAUAAUUCCAGUUAGUAGAGGUUGUGAAAUGUUCCUUGCAUGUUCUCUUGGUACAGGAGUCUAGCUUUCCUGUGUUAGACAGUGUUCUCUUCAAGUGUAGGUGCCUAGAUUGAAUUAAGAAGUGUUUUCUAAGAUAGUGCCAGCACAGUGGCAGAGUACCUAUGUCUCUGGGAACCAAUGUGUAGCAUUACAACUUCCCACAAGAGCCCUGUCAUGUUUCAAGCAAUUUUUAAAAAGUGUGUGUUGGAAAAGGUCAACAAAGUUUACAUUUCAUACUUUUAAGAAACACUUUAUUAUUUAUUUAUUGAAGAUAGUGUAGAAUUUUGUAUCAAGAACAACAGACAUAAGUAUUUUUUGAAACAAGCAGAUAAUCUCUUUAGUUAGAAACUUUCAACUGAACUUGUUAAGGACCGAGUUCAACUUCAGGCAUGCAUUUGUUUACCACUUCCCAGCAGAAAACAUGGUUAAAAUACUUUAAGUUUAUAUUUUUGAUGUUGUUAAGAAACUUUUAAAUUAAAUCUAUAAAUAGACAUGUAACUCCUGCUUUCCUGUUUCUAUAACCGAUAGUUUGCUCAGUGUAUUUAUGAAGGACAUGUUACCCUAGUAGGAAAAAAAGUAUUAAAUGUGUAAGUGGGGUAGUGCUGGGUAACCAUCACAGUCUCUUUCUUGCUGUUCUCCAUUUUCUUCCUUUACUGACUUUAUUUUCGUGUUUGUGUUGGACAUCGCUGUUCCUAUAAGGGAGGGUGUGGUUAUAGGACAAACAUCUUAUAACUUGUAGGUUUCAGGUCACUUACUCAUAGGGUCCUGUUACUGGAAUUAAUGUAGCAUGAAAUGCAAUGUGUGAGUUGUUUCCCCCUGAUGAGUCUUCUGAGCAUCCUUGAGAUGCUCCUCAGAGUAGCAAGUUCUGGAUUAGUGUCCUUGCAUUUACUGGGGUACUCUGUGACAUGACUGAUCUCAUGCUUAUAGAUGAGUUGGGCUGGCCCUCACACCCAGUUGAUGAGAUGUGCUGGGGAGAGAGAAGCAUGGACGGUGGGUGAAGUCUCAGACCCUUGGCCCUCUAUUCCUUCACCUCUACCAUUUCAACCUUAUGGGCUACAUUGAAUACAGAUGAAAUGCCCUUGCCAAUAAGAAGUCCGACUUCUAGCUCUUUGCUUUCCAAAUACAGGGUUGCUCCAGGCUAUGCCUCUUGGGGUCCUGAGCCCAGCCUUUUAGACACUUGCAAAUGUCCUUCUUCUCAGUCAUACUGCUAGUUUCUCCUGCUCACUCUGAGCUCCUCUCACCCAAGAAGGGGCAUUCCUGGUGGCGAGGCUCUGAUCCUCAGUCAUCCCCGAGAAUUAUCCUAGCGGACAGGAGCCCUUGGGCUGGGCCUUCAUUAGACCAGCUGUCCUGCAGGGACAGUCCAUAUCCAAGGCCCUCUGCAGCAAGGCUUCUGUGGCGGAUAUUUCCUCUCCUAGCAGGUAGAUAGAUCGAUAACAUCGGCUCCAUGAGCCAGGUCUGUGAUCAUGAGAGCCCAAAGACUUAUGUGGCUCACUGAGACCCAGGCCUAGCCUAACUACCAAGAGGGACCUUUGUAGACUAGGGUCACUGGAAAUGUUCAAGAAACCGGGGUGAGGGUUCCUUGUGUGACUGCUUGGAUUACAUUUCUGUCCUCUGCUAGCAGAGGAGAAAACUGCUUCUAAAGAACGUUGUAUGGAUGAGGGAGUAUUCUUUUUCUUCUCUGCUUUUUGAACAAAAGCAUGACCUGGGUACUAUGUGAAAGUACUUUAUUUUAUCUGGGAGAGUUGACUCGAACUUAAUUGGAAAAAAAAUCCCAUCAGAUAAUGGGUAAAUUGAGUAUUUGCAGUAUGUCUUAUCUUGGUGAACUGGUACCAGCAAGGGUCCUCAAGGGUAUGUCUCAGGGGUCCAGGGGAAGCUGAAGGAAAAUUGCAGGUAAGAUUAUCAGUUGCAGGAUGAUAGCAGGUCUGCCCAGCCGUCUCUCCAGGAGUUGGUUGGGGGGAGCAUAAAGCCAAUGACCAUACAGAGUGAGAAUGUUCUAGAAUCUGACAGGGCUGGCUAUCCAGGGAGAAAUAGACAAGGUACCUCUGGUUUUGUGUGAAAGGUGAAAGUCUUACAUUGGCUUUUAGAGUUGGUGAAUACCUUGUGUGAGGAGAAAACAUCUAUCUCUACUCCAGCUUGCCAGUCCCUACUUGGUUGGGCCUUUUUGAUUCAUAGGAAGACAGUUUUUGCAUAACACUUUUAAGAAUUUCCACUAGAGAUAGAAAGAGCAAUAUGAUUCAAUUUGGAUUGAUUUCUUUAUUCUGCCUUCUCUUGUAGGGAUGAGAUGUGCUUUAGGGCCGACCACCAGCACUUUGACAAGGACACCUUGAGACACAAAGGGAUCGUUUCGGGCUUGAGACUGUGUGAGAUUAGCAGUGGGUUUGCUUGUUCUAGAUAUAUUUGCUUUACAAGCAUAGAGCAUCUUAUGCCAGAAAGCAAGGAGAUUAAGAACAAAUGAGCUGGAUGCUCUUGUUGUGCCUAUAUGUAUAAGAGGUUUAGCUCCUACUGGCAGCAGCAUAACAGGUAGCCCCAGAAUCUGUGGUGCACUGAAGCCCUCAGACAGUGGGAGCCCAGCCACCUGGAGGGGCAUUUAUUUGGUAAAACUAAUACCUCUUCUUUGCACCCUGGGAUGCUGCACUGCCCACCAGGGACUUCCCCUUAGUGCCAGGGCUGCCUGGGCCAGCUGCCAGGACUCACCUGGGAGUGCCUUGUGUGUUUUGUUGGGGCCACUCAGUAUUUUGUAAAUAUAUUUGGGGUGUUCAUUCUCCUUCUUUUCCUUGGAGUGGCCCAGUGAAACCAAAUUCUUGUGUUUCUCUACCUUUCUGUUUCGUUGGUUCCAAGAACACAAUGAAGAUGGCUUUUCUGGGAAGCUAUUUUCCUCCCUCCCUCCUUUCUUUCUUCUUUCUUCCUUUCUUUCUUUUUUCUUCUUUUUCAUUUCUUCUUCCCCUUCUUCU